AAUAUAUAAUCGAAAACGAAAAUCAAAUCCUGCUAAGAGAGAAGGAAGCGCGCCCUUUCUCCGUCACUGUUCCGAAAUCCUCUUCGCCGGAGACCUAGUCCGGUCGGCCGAUCGAUUGGGUGGACGGUUAGUUUUCCGAUGGGGGCUUCUCCUUUCUCGUCCGAAUGCGCGAGUACCAAUGUCGUAACCAGUCUGUUGCUUCUUCCGCUGUGCUUGUUGCUGCUUUCUGCCCCUCCUCAACUGUCUGCACUGAAAGAGGUCAAUGUGAAGAAUCCAGUUGUGGAUUUUACUCCAGUUCCCCUUGCUGGAUUUUCAUCAUCUAGAGAUAUUAUAUCAUGUGAACGUGUUUUAGUUGCUGGUUUAUCAAGAUUGAAACUGUGGAGCUAUUCUAGUGCAUAUCGUGUCACAUUGCUUCCAUCUGCAGCUAUUCCUGAGAGGUUACAUGGAAAAAUUCAUAUUUGCUCUCACAAGAAUUCUUCUCUUGGUUCGUGUCAGUGUGAUAAAGAUGACUGGAAAAUCUUACAAAAAGGGGCGUGGAACUCUGUUAUAUCACCAUACGAGAACAGAUACAUUGAUGUAAAAUACUUUGGCGAUUUUUCUGGUUCCGUCACUGUUACAGUUGAAGAGGAUUCACAAAAGUGGUGUCUGCUUUGUCUUGCUCUGGGCUUGAUUCUAUUGCUAUUGGCUCCAACUGUCAGCCGUUGGGUUCCCUUCUAUUAUAGCAGUUCAAUGAUGAUUGGAGUUUGUCUUGUUAUUAUAAUUCUUCUUUUUCAGGGAAUGAAAUUACUGCCAACUGGCAGGAAGAAUGUGUUCUAUCUAACUAUAUAUGGAUCAGUGCUUGGAGCUGGAUCAUUUUUGCUACAUCAUUUCUCAAUGAUGGUUAAUUCUGUUCUUUUAAAUUUUGGGCUUGAUGAAGAGUUACAUAACCCUGUUUCUGUAUUCCUUCUCGUUGGAAUUAUCCUUGCCGGAGCUGGUUUGGGAUAUUGGCUUGUGAGGAAGUAUGUUGUUUCAGAUAAUGGAGGUGUGGAUGCUGGGGUGGCUCAAUUUGUAAAAUGGGCUAUUCGUGUCGUUGGCAUCACUUUCAUCUUUCAGAGCACAUGGGAUAUUCCUCUUGCUAUGGCUGUUCUUGGUUUCUGGUUCUUGAUUUGCUCUUCUAUCACUUCCAUGAUGGGACGUAGAGCAAGGGGUUCAUCUUAUUCACGAAAUAGGUCUUCUAGUACGGGGAUGAAUAGGCAAAUGAAUAUGACACCAAAGCGUGCUGAGUUCUUUAGGAAGUCACAGGGACCAGGGUCCUAUGGACGCAUGUCUAACAGGCCAAAAAGUUCGUCUCCUUGGUCUGAUCCUGUUAAAGGUCGAGCAGUCCAGUCUAAUAUGUGGGGGAGAAAAAAUGAGCCGGAGGAGUAUUACUCGACCUUCCACAAGACGCCUAACAGGAAGAAAUUCUCGGAAAGAGAGUGGGAGGAGUUCACUCAAGACUCCACUAAGCAGGCGAUCGCGGAGCUAGCAGCUUCAUCUGAAUUCAGUGAUUGGAUCAUACAAAAUGCCAACAGAGUGCAGAUGCUCCCGGAAGAGAGUUCGGAUGAAACAGUCGAGAGCGGGUCGGACUCCACGGACGAGAGCGCUGCAGAGAGUUGCAGCCGGAUCGGCUUGUUCAAGUGGCAGCGGAACAGGUAGCAUGUUAGCCAAGUAGAACUUGUAAUUAUCUUUGUAGCAUGUUGGAAGAUAGGUCUAGUUUUAGGGAUGCACAGAGGCCUUUUUUGUCCCCAAAAGAAAAAAAAUCUUAGAUUCAUAUUAGUAUUGUGUAUGAGUUAAUAUCCAAUUGGGGUCCCUUGACUAUUGUGAUUUACUUGUAGGGGUUUUCUGUUUAAA
Molecule: messenger RNA, 1869 nt
Organism: Ipomoea nil (Japanese morning glory)
Lineage: Eukaryota; Viridiplantae; Streptophyta; Magnoliopsida; Solanales; Convolvulaceae
Exons: 11
Coding region: 139-1674 (511 amino acids)
Source: RefSeq, a predicted model, not a curated record